AUGGCUCCUACAAACCCCAACUACGCGAAGGAUCAGCCUGCAGGCUUCGUCAACCGCAUUGAGAAGGUCGCAAUAGUCGGUGCCACUGGCACAAUGGGCAAGUUCGUGACUGAAGAACUUCUGAAAGGCGGAAAACAUACUGUGACGGCUAUCACGCGCCACGACAGCAAGUCGAAGCUACCGGAAGGCGUCGUAGCGGCCAAGGUCAACUAUGACGAUGAGAUUUCAAUCGUCGAAGCCCUCAAGGGACAACAAUAUCUCAUAAUCACCUUGAACACCUUGGCUCCUCCAGAAACCCAACUUAGGCUUGUCAGAGCCGCGGCCAAGGCCGGCGUCCCCUACGUGAUGCCCAACGCGUGGUGUCCCGAUCCGAAAAACGAAGUUUAUCAGAGGGACAGCCUCCUCGGUCGCGCCUUCCAAGGUGCGAUCAAGGAAAUCGAGCAGCUCGGUGUGAGCAGCUGGAUCGUCAUGUCUCCGGGCUUUUGGUACGAGUACAGCCUGGGCCUGUCCUCUGACACGUAUGGUUUCGACAUGAAGAAGAAGUCGCUUAUUCUUUUCGAUGACGGCAAUGUCAAGAUCAACACUUCAACCUGGCCGCAGUGCGGACGCGGCCUUGCGUCGUUUCUCACUCUCAAGUGGCUGCCCGAGGACGAGAACGACAAGUCUCCCACGAUUCACAAGUGGGCCAACGAUGUUUUCUACAUUUCGAGCUUUUUGGUUUCGCAGAGGGACAUGUUCGAGAGUGUCAAGCGUGUUACAGGCACAGUGGAAAGUGACUGGACCAUCACCCAUGAAAACGCCCAGGAGCGGUGGAAGGCCGGUCACGAUGCGCUCAAGAAGGGGGAUCGAACUGGGUUUUCAAGACUUAUGUACAGUCGUCUUUUCUUUCCUUCGAACGAUGGUGACGUUGAGCACAAGUAUGGACUGGCGAAUGAUUUGCUCGGGUUGCCGAAAGAGGACAUUGAUGAGGCUAGCAAGGAGGGUGUACGAAUUUGUCUGUCUGGUCAGUAUGCCAAUUAUGGCAAAUCUUCUUAA
Messenger RNA from Colletotrichum karsti, 1035 nucleotides. Its product is annotated as isoflavone reductase family protein. The transcript is spliced from 2 exons. The record is from RefSeq and is a predicted model, not a curated record. Lineage: Eukaryota; Fungi; Ascomycota; Sordariomycetes; Glomerellales; Glomerellaceae. The coding region runs from base 1 to 1035 and encodes 344 amino acids.